AUGGAGGAUACGGAGUGCAUUUCUCGAAGGUGCAACGACAUGGAUAUCGAUAUCUUGGUCAGAAUUUUCCAAAACUUGAAUAUUUUCGAGCUGACAUUUGGAGUCGGCCAAGUCUGUCAGACGUGGAGAAUGGCAGCCUGUGACCCUCUGCUCUGGAAAACACUCGACAUGUCGUUAUUAAAGUCCAACUUCAUCAAGAUCCCUUUGGAGCCUUACGUAUGCCCCAAGCUGAGGCGUCUAAUCAUGCCCGCGUGGAACCGAAUAAAAAAGACGGGCAUAUGCCGAGCCAUAGAGGCAUGGGGGGAGCUCGAGUCCCUGACAAUGCCCAGCAUAUCUAACUCUCCUUACCUAAUCGAGCAAAUCUCGAGCAGCUGCAAGAAUUUCUCGGAGCUUAAAAUCAUGGGCCCGUGUGACGUGCUGUUUGCAUCCAGCUUGGCGACCUUCCUUCCGGACCUCAAAGUCCUGAGCCUUCGGUGCUCGAAUCUCUCCCGAGAUGCCCUUUUAAUAAUAUUGGAUGGGAUGAUGGGGCUCGAGGUACUUAACAUCUCCCACUGUAUGAUAGUCGAGGUGCCCCCAUACCCUGGCGCUAGACGGGUCCUCACGGAGCUCGACAACGGGUUGAUCGAGCGGGCAAGUCGGCUGAAGGGGUUUAUCACGUGCAUGAGUGGGUCGUGCGAGAUGUGCCGGCGGACGAGGAAUGACGAGGGGUUGAUGAGGUGGUACAAGUAUGAGGAGGAUCUGUGGAGGGUGGAUGAAGUUGCUUCUCUUGCUUUUUGA
Messenger RNA from Striga hermonthica, 777 nucleotides. Lineage: Eukaryota; Viridiplantae; Streptophyta; Magnoliopsida; Lamiales; Orobanchaceae. The record is from the annotation of a GenBank genome assembly.